This is a messenger RNA of Anoplophora glabripennis (Asian longhorned beetle), 3035 nucleotides long. RefSeq lists its product as uncharacterized. The transcript is spliced from 8 exons. Bases 235 to 2955 code for a protein of 906 amino acids. NCBI's taxonomy places the organism in Eukaryota, Metazoa, Arthropoda, Insecta, Coleoptera, Cerambycidae. Gene Ontology annotation, molecular function: poly(A) RNA polymerase activity. Gene Ontology annotation, biological process: mRNA 3'-end processing; mitochondrial mRNA polyadenylation. The record is from RefSeq and is a predicted model, not a curated record.
GUUUUGUGUUUCUUUAACUGUUGAUAUUUUUGUUUUAUAAAUGACAGAUUAAAAGCGAUGACAGCGUAUGGAAAUUUAAGGGAUGUAUGUCGAUUAUUCAGUGAUUAGUGGUUGUUAUGCUCCAAUUUUCUCCCUCCUCCCUUGUCAAGACAUGAAAAAUAAUAAGUAUUGUUUGAUUAUCGAUUUAUAAACAGCUAAUGUUUAUUGAUAAAAUACGUAAUAGUGUUAUCAAAAAUGGAACAAAUAAAUGUUUUAUCAGAAAGUGGCAUCUUAAAAGCCAUGGAAAAUGAAUUUUAUUUGAAUUGGAGUAAUUGUACCUUCACUGACAACAGCCUAUCUGCAGUAGACGUGAAGUCAAAGAUUUUGGAAUUUUCAAAGUUUUUAAAUAGUGCUGGGAAGCUAUCAUUACUAAGUUACAACAGAUCAGAAAGUGAAGAAUUUGUGCCGCUACUUCUAACUUUAAAAAAGAAUAUAAAGUAUAUUCUAAGUGAAAUAGGACAUUCUCAUAGUGAAAAGAAAUAUGAAUACAUCUGCUGUGAAUGUAAUGAAGUUAUAAAUAUCGACUCGAAACAAAAUUUCUGGGCUUGUUUGCAAAAUCAUGAGCAUGUUGAGUAUCUCUACAGUAAAUUUUUGACUGGAACUUUGGAUACAGUAAGUGAAAGUAUGACAGAUAUUGCAGAAGUUCAGGAUUCCAUUUAUUCAAAUCCCGUUGCUGGUACAAGUAAUUUUGAGUUUGCUAAUGAAAAUACUGACAGUGGCAUAGAUAAUGAAAUUUGCGAAGGUGACCACAAUGAAGUUUCUGAGUUUACAGAGAAAAAUGAAUGUAAAGAAGAUGAUGUAAACAAUUUCAGAUUUAAUUUUGUAUUAAAAUAUGAUGAUGCAAUUGAAAUUAAACUUUAUCCAGAACGGCUAAUGAAAACAGUGUGGAAAAUUGACAGAAUCAAGGAGUAUACGAUACAGAAAACUGGUCCAUUCCGAGCAGUUUGCCUCCUAUGUUCUUGUGAUUUAGUUGCUAAGACUAAAAUAUCAAAAUUUGCAAUAGAGGAUCAUACCAUAGGGCAACGCCAUUUACGAAACGCUGGCAGUUCUGAAAAUGUAAAUAAUUUAAGAAACUACCACGAUUUCUGGUUAAACCUGGAAGCAACUUACCAAUCACACCAGGUAUAUUUUAAACCUAAUUUUUCUGCUUUUAAAUGUGUUUUGUGUAAUUUGGCUGUUAAGUAUGAAGACGUAUUGUUGCACAUACAAAGAGAUCCCCACAAAAAGAAAGUUUUGGAUUUAUUUAAGAAAAAUAGUAAUAUUUACUAUUUAAUUGAACUUCAUGUACAAAUUUAUGGUGUUACAAUGGUACAAGUGGAGUCUACAGACAAGGAAGUGAAAAAGGAAAUGAUGACAGUUAAACCCAAAGUUCGGACUGAGAAGACUGAUUCAGAUUCCAGUCCCUCCUCAGAUACGAAAGAAGUAAAACACAAUAUAAUUAAGUCCGUGGAAAAUUUUGCCAGCGAUAAUGUACUGGAUUUAAUACCAAACAGAUUCAGGGAACACAUAAAAUAUCUCAAGAGCAAAGGAAACAUGAUCAGUUGCGAUUUAUGCAAGAUUACCUUACUUAAGGAAAUAGAAAUUAUAAAAAAGCAUAUUAAACUGGCUUCUCAUGUAAAGGCGUCUAACAUUAAACCAAAAAAAUAUAAUUACUACUGCGAAAUAUGUAAUAUAAAAAUUCCAGAUGAGGUAGCAUGGAAUUCGCAUUUCAAUGACGGACCUAAUAAACAUGCAAAUAUGGCGGAAAGUCGUAAGAAUAAGACAACGGAGUAUGAAUGCACCAAAUGUUGUACCGUGAUUUAUGGCGACGAUCUCUCUCUCACUCGCCACCUUUCGGUGAAGAGAGGCAAAAGGAGUAAAGAACUGAAGUUACCCGAACCCGUCAACAAACUGUUCAGAUCCAAAGAGGUAAUUGAAUCCACAGCUAAUAAACUUACCUUCGAGGCAAACGAUGCCUUAAGGUACAAUCAGCUAACUAAAGAAUGUUGCACUCGAUUGGAAGUUGCCUUGGGAGUGGUAUUUGAGGGUUGCCGGGCAUAUCCUUUCGGGUCAAGGAUAUCCGGGCUAGGAGAUCAGUACAGCGAUUUGGACGUGUUUAUAGACACGGGCGGCAUGUACUUAGGUUAUAAGAACCAAGACGCUCUGGCUCAGGUGCAGCUAGUGAGGAAAGCCGCAGGGAUCCUAAGCAAGCACAAAGAGGAAUUCCAGGACUUUUUGCAAAUACCGACAGCUAGAACGCCCAUCGUCAAGUUGUACCACAAAAUGACUGACAUCGAAUGUGAUCUGUCGUUCCGACACGGUCUAAGCGUUGAAAAUACUAAAUUCCUGAGGUUCUGUUUGGACUUGCAGCCGAUCACUCAACCGUUCGUACUACUGUUGAAGAAAUGGUCCCAGCACAACAAUUUCACGGAGCAUAUUUCUACUUACGCGUUGGCCCUUACGGCGAUUUUCUAUCUUCAGGUCAACAACUACUUGCUGUCGGUGAAAAAAUUGCGGGAGCUGAAUCCGGAGCCGUCCUUAGUUAUAGACGGCUGGGAGACGAUAAAGUACACGAUGCCUUUGGAGAAAAUGAAAACGUUUGUAGAUCCAUAUCCACAUAGCAUUACCAACUUACUGAAGGAUUUUUUUGGGUAUUACGCUAAAUUUAAAUAUUCGGAGGAGGUAAUUUGCCCUCUAUUAGGACGUACCAUCCUCAAGAAGCAGUUUUUUGAGGGAACCCUUCCCGAAGAAAUGAAAUCUUACAUCCUUCAGCUCCAGGGAGAAGAACCCGAGCAAUUUCGGGCAAUGUCGUCAAUUUGCAUACAAGAUCCGUUCGAUCUGAGCCACAACUUGACAAAGGCUUGCCAACCUGGUACAUUAAAUAAAUUUAAGACAUUCUGUGAAUUAUCUUUUAAACUUCUUGAGUCCACUGUAUGAUUUAAUUUUCCCGUCUUUUUAUUUUGUUUUACAUUUAUUAUUCAUGUGUGUUUUUUAUAAUGGAAUGAAAAUAUUUUCAA